ACGGGUCGCACGCGCUGCCUUGAGGCGUGCAGGCCUCUGCUCUCAUCAACAUUUCAGCCUCGGAGCCUCGUGCUUUUUGCUCAGGUCCUCUUAUGUGGUUCGGUAAUCGCUGACCCGAUGAAGUUGGUAAUGGUUUGGCAGCAGCGCUACGACUCAUGAGUUCGUCCCUUGCCAAGCCGGCGGCCUCAGGCUCUCCCCCGCUCUCAGAUUCAAAGCUGGAGAACGUGUCCAGAUCCAGCCCUUCGGGCGCCGAGGAGAAAAAGUCCACGACGCCUCCGCCCGCGCAAUCGGGCCCACCAGGGCUGGGCGCCCCGUCGACUCCGCUGGACGUCCAAGAAAGAAGGAGUUCCCCUCCCGCCCUGGCGCCGGCGCCGGCCACUCAUUUGGACCCGCCCCCAGACCAAGCCAGCGCGAGCCGCGAGCCCUCCGAGGCCGACACCGUCGACGGCGACGCCGAGGACCCCGUCCAGCAGCCGCCGCUGAGUCCCUACGGCUACGCGGCGCCGCCGCGGCACGUCCGGCCAUACGCGCGGGAGACGCCCCCCCCGUCGCCGAGCGACGCGCGGGAGACGGUGCGGUGCCCCCAGGCCCUCGUCGGGAGGCUCAUCGGCAAGGGCGGCGACACGAUCAAGGACCUACAACGGAGGUCCGGCGCCCGCAUCCAGAUCGACCAGAACUAUCCGGAGGGCCAGCCUCGAUUAGUCACGGUCGAGGGCGCGGCCCAGUGCGUCCGGGCGGGCGUCGAGCUCGUGAGAUCAUUGAUAGGGAAUUCGCCGGCCGUCGGCAACGGCGCGCCGGGUCGACUGGCCACGUUCGAGUGCCCCAAGGGCCUCGUCGGCCGCGUCAUCGGCAAGGGCGGCGAGACGAUCAACGAAUUACAACGGAGAUCAGGCGCGCGUAUCCAGAUCGAGCAGCGCGUCGCCGAGGGCGAACCCUGCGUCGUCGAGGUCCAGGGCGACGAUAGAGCGGUGGAGGAAGCAAGACGGCUCGUCCACGAGGUCAUGGGCGGCAAGCGCCUCGACCCGCCCUACGUGGCGUACGCCUACGCGGCCAUGGCCCAGCAGGGCUACGGCUUCCCGCCGCAGCCGAACGUCGGCCUCGCGUCGUACGGCCAGGUGCGGCGCGCGCACGCCGGGAGCUUCUCGUCCGCAUCGGACACGCCGCCGGGAAGUCCCAUCCCGGGCUACGCCGUGCCGCACUACCCGUACCCCUACUACCCGCCCUACGGCUUCCCGCCGGCGCAGUACGGGCCGCCGCCGCCCGGAAGCCCGAUCCCGGGCUCGCCCGUGGCCCGGGGCUGGACGCAGCACGUCGACGCGAACACGGGGCGGCCCUACUGGCACCACCCGCAGCUGGGCGCGUCGUGGUCGCCGCCGCCGGCCGGGCCGCCCCCGUCGGCGGGGCCGCGGCCACCAAUGCCAAUUCCCGGCUCGCCGCCUCCACAAACAAAUGGCGACGACGGCGACGACGCCGCCGCGCCGCCCGCGCCCGCGCCGAACCCCACGGCGUGGCCGCACUCGGCCUGGGCGUCCGGCGCUGGUGGCGCUGACGGCGACAACCCCUGAUGGUGUAAAUCGGUUCCUUGUA
Molecule: messenger RNA, 1587 nt
Organism: Pelagomonas calceolata
Lineage: Eukaryota; Pelagophyceae; Pelagomonadales; Pelagomonadaceae
Source: the annotation of a GenBank genome assembly